GAGCGGCUUGGGGCUGCUGCGCAGACGCGCCGACUAGCUCUUCACGUCCUUCCUUCCUCUCUCCCCCUUUCCCAGCUCCCUCCCCCGGCCCCGGCCCAACUGGUCCUUCUGCGCUUUCCGUGGUGCUGCCGCUACUGCCGCCGUCUCCCCAGCCACAGGAGAUGGAGAGGAAGACGAGGUCCUCGCGAUCCGGUGGUCGGCGGUUCUUACCCGAAACUAUAAUUGAGGGGAAAAUGAAAAAGUCUUCAUCUUCAAAUUCCUGUGAGUUCCGAAUACCAAAGAAAUCAAAAUCAAAGCAAGAAGAUACUCAGAUUCAGACACCUCUGUCAAGACUAAGAAGCUCUGACCGAUGGGACCACCCUUUGAAGGGGUGGAUAAAGGGGGGAGGAAAUAAAGGCAGCAGCUCUUUUUUGCAUAAGAGUAAAAAGGAUUUCCAUGGGUGUACUCUCACUUCUAGGCCAUCUCCAAACAGGCAACUCAAAGUUAUGUUGACGAAUGUCCUAUUGACGGAUUCAGGACGAAAAUACAUUAAGAAUCUUCCUAGAACUGAUGCUAAUUUAUGUGAUACCAAGAAGUUGCAAUCAGACUCACUGCCUUCAACAUCUGUUGACAGUCUAGCGAUACAUAAAAAGUUAAAUCCUCUUCACCAAAGCCUUUAUUUGUCUGAAAGGCAACCCAAAAUUAUAUUGAUGAAUGUCCUGGGAACGGAGUUAGGAAGAAAAUACAUAAAGACCCUCCCUCUAACUGAGACUAAUUUGUGUGAAACUGACAACAUGCAAUCAAAUCAACUUCCUUCAUCAUCUGUUGACAACCUAAAAUCUUGUCAAAAGCUAGAACCUCACAAGAACCCUUUUUUACCUGAAAGGUGUUCACAAUCCCAGAAGAAUCCAAGUGAUAGUUUUGCAAAGCAAGGUGAGCUGACUAAAGAAAAAGAAAGAAGUGAUGCUAGUUCUCUUGCAAGAUGGUCUGAUACUGAACCUAAAGACUUUAAUCGUGGAAAUAGAGAUCAUGACCAUCAAGAAGAGGAGAGCAGAAACCAAGAAGACAUGUAUUCUAAUUCAAAAGGGGUCCCUUAUUCAACAACCAAGAAGACAAAGAAAAGACAUAGAAGUCAUGUCCUUGAAUAUAGUAAUGUUCCUUCUCUGGAGGAAUCAACAUUGCAGUCAAAAGAACAAGAACAUGAUUCAUUGCCUUCUGAAUGUGGAGAUCCGAAUGAAAAUGACUAUUUGCAUGAUCUUAAAGCCUUACAAGGAAAUACUCUAGAGACAGUGGAAAUUGGUUUUAUGAAGUCUCCCUCUUUUGAGACCCAGGAGGUUAUUGUAGGUUGUGCCCAGAACAGCUUUUCUGACUCUUCAGCCACCAGCACAUUUCAGAAUCUGAACCCUAUUUGCAGUGAUGCUCUGGAGAUUUCUUCCAUUGUUGAUAAUGUCAGUAUGUUGGUGACAGAGGCAGAAGUUCCUGUUCUAAGAAAAUUGCGGAGCAGAAAAUAUGAAGAGAAACAAUUAUUUGUCUCUGUUGAACCAAUUGUUGUUUCCAGUGAUGAAGAAGGGCCUUUUGAACACAAUUCAGACACACUUAAUUUACAACCUGAACAAGACUAUGAGCUUGUCAUUAAAGAUGAGGAAGGAGUAUCUGAGUUGGAUUUGUCAGAAGAAACACUUAUGACAGCAUCUAAAUCUUCACAGGUUUCACCAAAUGUAUUUCCAGGAAGUCUUGUCAUGGACAAUUUUUCUUGUAUUAUACCUAGUGAUGAGGUGGAUCUACACUUGGAUAUUACAUUUACCUCUAUUUAUAUUGGCAGUAUAAGAGGAGUUUCUAGUGGUUAUGUUACUUUCACAACAAAGUACAUAAAGAUUCCAUUUCAAGUGUCUCUGAAUAAGAUUUCAUUGUUAGUGGAUACCAUUCAUUUAAAGAAGUUUGGCUUGUGGACACAUAAAGACGACAACCACUGUAAAAGGAGAAAUUCUAUCAUUUUCCUCUGGACAUCUUCAGAUUAUCUAGAAAUGAUUGAAAACCAACUUGGGAAAUCUGUUUUAAGGCAGCUAUCUAAAUCUGAUGAAUUCAUAUUCCUUGAGUUGAGCAAACCAGCUUCAGAAGAGGAGGAAGAUAAACUGAAUGAGGUGAUGGCAGAAGUGAGCAGGAAAACGAGAUCGUUAGACCUUUGUCAUCCACUGCCUUGGAACCAGGCUCUUUCUUUGCUUCAAGGCUUAUCUGCAAAAGAAAGCUCUUUUAUCGAUUAUUAUUGUUCUUCCUCAAAAUACUGCCAUAAUCCAGUAGCUGCUGUUGAAACAAAGGCAGAAUCUCCUCCUCAGGCCUCAACUGCCAAUAUAACCAAGCCUAGCUAUACUCUCUUGCAGAAGAGGGGUAGUGGUUGCUAUUCACUUUCUAUUACAUCAAAUCCAGAUGAUAAUGAGUGGAAAGAAGUAAAAAACACUGGACCAAUUAAAAAGUUGAUUGUAUAUCCCCCACCACCUACAAAAGGAGGAUUAGGAGUUACUAAUGAAGACCUAGAGUGCUUAGAAGAUGGAGAAUUUCUUAAUGAUGUUAUCAUUGAUUUCUAUCUUAAAUAUCUUAUAUUGGAGAAAGCAUCAGAUGAACUUGUUGAACGAAGCCACAUUUUUAGCAGCUUCUUUUACAAAUGCCUGACUAGAAAAGAAAAUAAUUCAAUAGAAGAAAAUCCAAAUCUUUCAAUGGCUCAAAGAAGACAUAAAAGAGUACGUACAUGGACUCGUCAUAUAAACAUCUUUAAUAAAGAUUACAUCUUUGUACCUGUAAAUGAGGCAUCUCAUUGGUAUCUUGCAGUCAUUUGUUUUCCAUGGUUAGAAGGACCUGUGUAUGAAGAUUUUCCACACCAGUCAUCUCAGCAAUCCAAGUCUCAUGACUUUGAAACUCCCCUGGAUAACGAUCUACAUAUUACUUCCUCACUCUCCUUAGAUACAGAGGAUCCCCAGGGUACCCUCAAGACUACACCAGAAUCAAAGAAAAUGUGCAAAAGACCAUGCAUUCUCAUAUUAGAUUCCUUGAAAGCUGGUUCUGUACAAAAUACAGUUCAGAUUUUGAGAGAAUACUUGGAAGUAGAAUGGGAAGUUAGAAGAAAAACACAUCGUGAAUUCAGCAAAACAAAUAUGGUUGACUUGUGUCCUAAAGUUCCUAAGCAAGAUAAUAGCAGUGAUUGUGGAGUAUAUUUACUACAAUAUGUGGAAAGCUUCUUCAAGGAUCCUAUUAUUAAUUUUGAAUUACCCCUGCACUUGGAGAAAUGGUUUCCUCGUCAGGUGAUAAGGGCCAAGCGGGAUGAUAUUCGGGAACUGAUUCUGAAACUUCAUUUACAGCAACAGAAGGGCAAUAAUAGUUAAUUCAUCAUUAAUGGAUGUGGAACUGGUGUUUUAAGAGAUUACUGGAAAGCUAUAUACCAGCAUUUGUGCUAUCCUGCUUGCAAAGAAGAAAACACCUUGUGAUUAUUUUGUAAAUUGUUCAAAAUUAUUUAAAUUGUAUAAUUAAUUGAUUUUGUUUGGAUCUGAUAGAUGGGGAUAAAGGGGUGGAUAGGGGGAGAAUGUAGAUAAAGUUGUUAGGUUGAAAUUAAAAUUUGAUAAAUAUUUCAUAUUUUUUUUCAGUGAAUAUGCUUGAACUAUGCAAUCAACAUAUGUGAUGUGAGAAUGUUUUAAUAAGUGAUUAAAAACACCAACAACAAACCACUAUAUGGUUUUAACCUGCACAAGAUUUUGGGCACAGGACCACUUACUCCUUUGGUACCAAACCCAUCCUUGGCAAGUCACUUCACAUUGCAGCUUCUUUUUUUUUUUUUUUUUUUUUUUGCAACUCAAGCAUGCCCUAUGAAUACUGUGUAUUUUAAAACAAUUAUUGUUGAAUGCCAUUUAUGGCAUUACUUCUGUAUAAUAUAAAAUAAAAAGCUCUUAAUGUGAGGUGGUAAAAACCUACUCAAACAUCAUGUACUUGGUCAAUUCCCUAGUUAGGUAAUAAUUCCAUUCUGCUUUAGUUGCAACAGUUUUUUUCUUUCAGCUACUUAAAGAGAUUGGGGAAUAAGCAGUUUUUUAUUUAGGGUGAAAUUGUGAAAAAACUUAAGAAUUAUAGUUUUUUCUUUUAAAUGUGAAUUCAUUUUUCUUUUUAAAAUUGGAAAAUUAGUUUGGCUUUUAAGAAACACAAUCUGAAUACUUUUUAAAAACAUUAUAUUCAUUGAUACCUUUGUAAAAUAAGAUAGAAAUACUUACUCAUUCAUUGUAUGAGUAUACACACCCCAUUAUUGAAAAAGAGAACUCACUUUUAUGAAGAUAAAAUUGUUCUCAUUUGCUUUCUAUAUGCUUAGAACUUUAACAAGCUAAGUAUUCACAUUUGUCCAGACUUACUCAUUAGUUUAUUAGAACUCAAUAUGCAUUUUAAAAAUCUAUCUACCGAACUUUUUUUUGCCAAUAAAGCAAAAAUUGUUUUCAUCCUUUUAAUAUAAUAUUUUUUCUUCCCCAGAGGCUUUCCUAGGAGAGCUUAGUUCUUCAGUACAUAUUCAGGCAAAAUUUUACUGAAUUUUUGUGAUCCUGAUGGGAUUAUAUCUGACUAGACUUCAUGACUAUCUGUUAAAUAUAAUUCACUCUGAUAUUAUCAGAAAUAUUCUGAGGAAGACAGAUAAUCAUAUUCCAUUUUCUCAGAUAAGAACUUUUUGUAAGAAUAUAAUUUUAAUCUCCCAACUCAGAUUUCUCUUGGAUUUUUAUCAUAAUUGGAAGGAAGGAAAACUGAAGCCAUUAGAGGUGAGACAGAAAGGUCAAACAGUUUAUUCUAAGUAAUAUGGUUAAGGUUGUGAUGUCUCAGUGACCUUUGGCUUUUUUUAAUUUUGUCACCACUUUUAUAUUGUUAAAAAUAUUUGUCUUUUGGAGAUCUAUUAUAAGGAGGAAUAUAAUUAUAUGUCAUUCCCAAUUUGUGGGGCAAUUUUUCUAGGUGACUUAAUUAUUUUGUAUAUCUUAUUUUGAAUAUAGCAAGUACAGAAAUCUUCUUGUGCUUUCUUAGUAUUUUCAUUUGUACAUUUUUCAAAGAUACCACUGUCAUUAUUUUUGAAGAUUUGUUAAAAUAACUUACCCUUCCCCUACCAAUUGAUGAUGGAAAUAUUGUGUUUUGAGAAUGAUUAAUAGUGUGUUUGAUAUUAAACACGUUUUUAAAUUCAUCAAAUAAAUGUGGUUUUUUUAAAGUAA
Antechinus flavipes (yellow-footed antechinus) is the source of this 5192-nucleotide messenger RNA. It is a transcript of the gene SENP7, whose product is annotated as SUMO specific peptidase 7. The record is from RefSeq and is a predicted model, not a curated record. Gene Ontology annotation, molecular function: SUMO-specific endopeptidase activity. The coding region runs from base 162 to 3353 and encodes 1063 amino acids. Gene Ontology annotation, cellular component: cytoplasm; nucleus. The transcript has 24 exons. Lineage: Eukaryota; Metazoa; Chordata; Mammalia; Dasyuromorphia; Dasyuridae. Gene Ontology annotation, biological process: protein desumoylation.